Molecule: messenger RNA, 1221 nt
Organism: Penicillium manginii
Lineage: Eukaryota; Fungi; Ascomycota; Eurotiomycetes; Eurotiales; Aspergillaceae
Exons: 1
Coding region: 1-1221 (406 amino acids)
Biological process (GO): regulation of DNA-templated transcription
Molecular function (GO): DNA-binding transcription factor activity
Source: RefSeq, a predicted model, not a curated record
AUGUCGCAGGACCCUCUGCGUGCAGGUCCAUUGUCCGAAGACUCACAGGAUGCUCGCAGUGGGACUGAAGACUAUGGACCUGGCAGUCGUCAUUCUUCACGUCGUCCGCCUUUGCGCGCUCGUCCACAGUCCUGGCACCCAUAUGGGCCAGUUGAGCCACCACUCGACUCAGCCCGGUCCAUUGGUGUUCACUCCAUCUUGAACCAUCCAGCGCAGGCAACUGAUAUGAAGGGAGUUCGUGAGCCAUUGAACUUACCGGCACCUUCGUCACCGCGACCACGCCAAGGGUCUUCGCCUGUUCCUCGAAAUCUGCAUGGGCUGCAGCCAUUGUCCCCCAGAUCUCAUUCGCGGCCAUUAAUGAAUCCUACUUCGCCAUCUGCACGAUUCGUCAGCGGUAGUGGUAGAGCAUCCGGACAAUCCAGUGUCUCGCACUCGCCAUUGGUGACACAUGAACCACCUCUGAAUGCUCGCCACCCGCCUUCCAGCUCACCUCUACCACUUGAAUCAGCCCUUCGACCCAUCAGCUCGCUCCCAGUUACCCAAUCCGCAACUUCAGCAGCACUUCACUCAACCACGAGCAUCCAUUCUCGAAGAACUAGCUCUGGGCCUGGUUUCCUGAGCACGCCAAACUCCCAAGAAACAAGCCCUGUUCCACCACAGUCUACAUUUGGUCCUUAUGGCAUUUCACCGGCCCUUUCAAAUGCAUCAAUGCCCCCCAGUGUACAGCCCUAUUCAGCACCAGCGCCUUACACGGCCACAGCAACAGCGGGACCGCUUGUGAAAGAAGAACCAACGACUCAAAGCACAAGCCUCUCUUCGUCAUUAAUCCCGUGUCUGUUAGAUCUAAAGUCGGGCUCGUCCAGCCAAGCAGAGAAGCGGAAAGCAAACAGCGAUGCUUCACGACGUUUCCGAAAUCGCAAGCGCAACGAGAUGCAGCUCGAGCAACGCCUAACUUCACAACAAGACGAGAUCCAGCGACACACAGACGCCCUCCGUCGUCAAGCUGACGAGAUUCGCGCUUUGGUUCAACAACGAGAUCACUACCGCUCUGAACGGGACUUUUUCCGUGACUACGCCGGCCGCUCAAUGUCUCUCAACGCUUUGCCUCCACGUCCCUCCUCACCAGGCCUACACAUUGACGCCGGGGCCUGGUCUGCAGAUGCAUCUCGCCCUGCCCCCCACAGUACCCGUACAGCCGGCGCAGGCGCCAAGGAUGCUUGA